AUGGCUGCCAAUAAUGCAUACCAAUUGGAUCCCGGUCCACUUGAUCCGUGUGUAUUAAUUGAACAGCUCACUCAUAGGUCACGAGAUAUAUGGAUAGGAAAUGAUAAUAUGAUUUUGAACACAAGGAAAUGUGAUGGGAAGUUUUGGGACCUUGUAAAUGAACAUCCCAUCCAUCCACGAGUUCUAGAUGUGAUUAAAUUUUCCGAAUUAUAUGGUAUUUAUAGAUCUCAUAGGCCUGUUAUAGAUCGUAGUUUAAUCACUGCACUGGUUGAAAGAUGGCGUCCUGAGACUCAUACAUUCCACUUUAGGACGGGUGAGGCUACGAUCAUCUUGCAGGACGUGGAGAUAUUGUAUGGCUUACCCGUGAAAGGUAAUCCGGUAGUUGGGUAUGAGCCACAGAGGUCCGUAGUUGAUUGGCAAAAUAUUUGUCAAAGAUUAUUAGGUUUUACUCCACACCCUCAAGACUUUAAACAUAGUAGUCUCAAGGUCUCUGCGCUUAAUGCACACUUGAGACUUCAGCCACGGUUGCCUGACUUGGCAACACAUGAUAUGGUCAACGAGAAGGCUAGGUGUUAUAUGUUUUGGAUGAUUGCUGGUUUAAUGUUGGCAGACACAUCUGGCGGUCUUUUAAAGCUUAUGUACUUGCAUAUGCUGGAAGAUAUCACUGUAGUAGGGUCUUACAGUUGGGGUAGUGCAACCCUAGCAUACUUGUAUCGCUUUCUUUGUAAAGCCUCCCAAAGUACCCAAAAUGAGAUUGCUGGAUUCCUACCACUACUUCAGAUUUGGGCAUGGGAAUGAGUUACUGUCCUUAGGCC
Messenger RNA from Solanum tuberosum (potato), 815 nucleotides. RefSeq names its product serine/threonine-protein phosphatase 7 long form homolog. NCBI's taxonomy places the organism in Eukaryota, Viridiplantae, Streptophyta, Magnoliopsida, Solanales, Solanaceae. Bases 1 to 798 code for a protein of 265 amino acids. The transcript is spliced from 2 exons. Gene Ontology annotation, biological process: meristem development; meristem maintenance. The record is from RefSeq and is a predicted model, not a curated record.